Molecule: messenger RNA, 1533 nt
Organism: Botrytis byssoidea
Lineage: Eukaryota; Fungi; Ascomycota; Leotiomycetes; Helotiales; Sclerotiniaceae
Exons: 3
Coding region: 1-1533 (510 amino acids)
Source: RefSeq, a predicted model, not a curated record
AUGGAAAAUGUUGAAUCUCCACUUCCUGUUGGCAAUCUACAGUUGUACGUCGGAAGACAAAUCGAAGAAGCUAAAGAAUAUGAUGGGGCUAGGAGGCGGCCUUGUUGUUUCCGCCGAUUGUAUGAUAGAUUUAUCUCGAAGGAGGAAAUAGGGAAGACGGCCCCCUUUCAAAAGACCAACGACCUUACUAAGCUUGCUACUGAGCAUAAUCUUUCGACACAGGGAAUCCACAAUGCGAUCCAAGAACGAGAGCAAGCAAGAAACCAGAGACAAACUUCCUCGUUACCGCUUGAAGAUGUCACUCGCGAGAACAACGAAUUGAACAUCAAGUACGAGAAGCUACAGCAUGAUAUCAGCAUCUGCUUCCGCCAGAAAAAACCAUGCGAAGUGGCUGUUAAGAAUGCUUUCAAAGAUUUAGACAGCAGGAACAACUUGCUUAAAACACGCAAUGACGAGCUACGAAAGCUUGGGCGCAAAUACAAGACAGUGGUUAUGGACAAGGAACUUCGGGAUGAAAAGUUUCAAGAACUGUCCGAAAACUUCGAAACACAAGAGAGGGAGAAUCUCACCCUACGCGACGAACUCACAAAACUUCAAAGCCAAACCACCCAACGGGACUCUGCUUUUGCAAUCUUAAGACAGGAGCUUGAAAUGUCUCAGAAGGAGACCAAAUAUUAUCAACAACAAUCGAGGACGUUCCGAAGAAUCAUUCAAAGUACGAAUAUUCCAAUGGAAAUAAACGAAUUAGACGUAGGCCUGGAUUUCAAGUGGCUGCGUGACGAAAUCCAUCACAUCAUCUGUAGCUAUUAUAGCAUGGAAAAAGGCUAUCCAGUACCUGGAAAUUCGACCUCGCAAAAUGCCGAAACCCAUCUUUACAAUCUUUUCAAUCUUGUUCCAGAUCAAUUUGAACGAGAGAUUGGGGUGAGGGCAUUCAUGUUUGGUCAACUGGAUGAGUUCCUAUUGUUUAAAGAACUUUUUGGAAUUGAAGAUCUGGACGAGAGUUUGGGUAUUGAACAGGGGCUGCGCAAUUUUGAGGUUAUGUUCAAGCAAAAUCACCCAGAUCGGCACGGCGAGCUUGCCGCAUGGAGGACCGCUACGGUGGAAUGUGCUAGAUUCCUCAGACCAGCCAGCCCGAGUCACCCACCAGACCUCUGCAAACACGUCGCUGGAGAAUUAAUGCGGCUAUUGAACCCUCUAGGUACAUAUCCUCAAGAGAAAACAGAUCAGCUCAUGGCUCGCUGGCAAGAACUUUGUAUGAUGGCUUUGAAGCUUACCAUGAAGCUGAGAAACUACAAAGAUGUGUACCGCUGCGAGAUGCCUGCACUGGGAGACAUUGUGAAAGAUGAUGACAUGGAUAUAGAAUAUAGAGUGCAUACGGAAAACUGCAAGAAGUAUGCCGAGUUAAACAGCUGGCCUAUUGCGUAUGUUCUUUCGGGUGAAUGGGUGAGGUACUCUGCAGAGGAGCCGGAGAAAAAAGUGAGUUUGGUGAAGCCAUGGGGAGUGGUAUAUGCUCAUCCAGGCGAGAGUGAAUGA